Vigna unguiculata (cowpea) is the source of this 1430-nucleotide messenger RNA. RefSeq names its product putative RING-H2 finger protein ATL21A. The record is from RefSeq and is a predicted model, not a curated record. NCBI's taxonomy places the organism in Eukaryota, Viridiplantae, Streptophyta, Magnoliopsida, Fabales, Fabaceae. Gene Ontology annotation, molecular function: polysaccharide binding.
AACAGAACAUGACACUUUGCCAAUCCCCAAAGAAGUUAAUUAAAGUGUUCAAUUGCAUUUAUUUCUCUUUAACUUCUAACACUAUGCAAGGCCAAAUAUUCCACCACCUAUAAUUAAACAUUUCCCUCUUCUAUUCACAUCACAAUUGUUUGUUGCAAUGUUGUGUUUGCUACUGUUCAUGUUUCUUCUCCCUCUCAGAGCGGAAUCAACACCGUGCCAAACCAUGUCAUGCGGCAAAAUCAAAAUUCAGUUUCCAUUUGGUUUGAAACAAACACAAACGCAAACGGAAAGUUCUGGUCGCUGCAGCUACCCGAGAUUCCAACUUUCCUGCGACAACCGAAACCGAACCAUUCUGAGCCUCCCAGGUUCCGGCGAUUUGGUGGUGAAAAGCAUAAACUACAAGUCCCAAACCGUUAAGGUGAACGACCCCGAAGGUUGUCUCCCGAAACGUUUCUUGCACAACUUGAGCCUUUCUCUGCACCCACCGUUCACGUUUGAGGCAACCGUUUACGACCUAACCUUCCUUCGUUGUCCUUCCAACACAACACACUCCGUUCCAUCCCCGCCAAUUUCAUGUCUCGGUUCCAAUUCCUCCUCCUCCGUCACAUUCUCGUGGUGGCCUCUCAGCGGCACGCCACCGUGGAGUCACGAGUGCGAGGUGAUAUCCUCGGCUUUUGUUCCCAUUCCAAAUCCCGACACGACAUCGUUUUUCUUGCCCGAUCUCAACAAGGAUGUCGUGUUGAAGUGGAACGAACCCGCGUGUGGGGACUGUGCUGGUCGCGGCCAGGUUUGUGGGUUCACCGAUGACACCAACACUUUACAAGUUGGAUGCUUCUUCUCUGCUCCGAACCAAAACCAAGGUCUGUCAAGAAGCGCAAAAUAUGGCUUAACGAUCGGAGUGGGAAUACCUGGACUCCUAUGUUUAACUGGGCUUUGCUGCUUUAUGUGUAGUAAAUUCGAUGUGUACACACAUGGCCACCGGGCCAGGCCCAGUACAGAGUUUCCAAACUCUACUACCACUCUUCCACACUCCUCUUCCACAAUGGGCCUUAAUGGGCCGGAAAUUGAAAAAUUCCCGAAGACUCUAAUCGGUGACAGUGGGCGCUUACCGAAUUGGAACGAUAACACGUGUCCAAUAUGUCUCUCCGAAUACGAGCCCAAGGAGACUCUGAGAACCAUUCCUGCGUGUAACCAUUAUUUUCAUGCACACUGCAUAGAUGAGUGGCUGAAAAUGAAUGCCACGUGUCCCUUGUGCAGAAAUUCACCACAUCCAUCUUCCACACUUACUCCUUCUUCUUCUUCAACAUCUACCUAUUCCUCUUUGCCAUAGAUAAUCCAACGCCACGUGUCAUGGAGAGAGUCUUCACAUGCUAUCUUUACUGUCAUAUACAAUUUUUUUUCCUUUAAUUUGAAUACAUUUUAUACAAAAA